AUGGUCUUGAGCUCCACCGACGCCGCCGAACUGGCGAGAUCGCCUCUUUCCUACCUCGAGCAGAGGUGCCAUGCGCUCCAUAUCGGGGCGAGCCUGAUCCCCGGUCUCGCCGGCGAGCUUCGUUGGAGGCGGGUGGCCACUCUGGUCGACAGGAGCUACAAGGUCAAGGCCUUCACACAAGCAGCCUUCAAAGCCAUCAGGAAGUGCCUGCAGGUCAUCAACGCCUCGCGCCCGGCAGACGGGCAGCUCGUCACGGACGACCUCUCGCUCCAGGCGCUUGCGAGCCCUGCGUUCGCAUCUCGGGUCGAGCUGACCUACGCUCUUGAGGUCACCUUCUACCUCAGCACCAUCCUCGGCUCGCUCAGCGCCGUGCCAAACCUGAGGUACGAGACCAAGAAGUUCGAGUACCGCCACAUUGCAGCCUACGGCGCCAUCUCUGGCCCGCUCUGCCGGGACGCUGUUCAGGACGCCCGCACUGAAUCGGAGCUCAUGUUUAAGGGCAUCGAAGCCGUCAAGCUAGCAACCAUCCUCGGGUUUGCCGUCAAAGAUUCGCAGACGGCAGGCAACGUGGCCCUCUUGGUCCGACUAAACUCGACCCUCGUGCUCCCCUCUGAGCUGAUCCCGAUUGGAACUGCGGUGGACAGCGCCACCAUCUACUCGGCCCCGCGACAACUCGCCGCGACGCUCCAGCACGAGCUCGAAGCCAAUGGCCAAGGAUGUGCAGCCAUCCUCGGAGUCAUGCAGCUGAUCGAGCCGUCUAAGGCCCAGCAGAUCCGCCAGGCCGCUCUCGACAUCUACGAGACCGGUGGUCUCAGGCCGAGAUCUUUCCAGAGCGACCAUGCCGCCCGGGCUCUUCAGGUCGCUCUCGAUGCAUCCCUCCAUGACUUCGAGGCCCACCAGAACGCUGUCGAUUCUAUUCACAGCACUACCAAGCAGGCUGGCUGCUCGUCUGCAGCGAGCGACCGCCCCAAGAUUGAGUUUGUCGGCUGUUCGCUCUCGUUCAUCAGAGACCACACUGACAUCUGCCAGCAGGUCGCUGGCGCUCAUAUCCGGCCGCACGCCCUGGACUCGGAUCGACCGAUCAGCUCGGACCCCUCACGUCGCUCUGCCAAGGCGUCCACCGUGAUUGGCACUCCCGCGGGCGAGAUCGCCAUCGUCGGCAUGGGCUGUCAUGUCCCCGGCGGCGGCGAGGGUCACGAAGCGUUCUGGAGGCUACUCCAGGACGGCCUCGACGUCCACCAGCCUGUGCCCGAGCGCCUCUUCAACAUCAAGGAUUACAAGAGCGCUAGCUACCGCGACCGAAACACGCUCAGAGCCAACCACAUGAACGCGCUCGAACGCCCGGAGAUCUUUGACCCUGCUUUCUUCGGCAUCGACGACGACUUCGCCCUCAAGAUGGACCCGCAGCAGAGGCUCGCGCUCCAAGUCGUCCACGACACGCUCGGCACGGCGGCCUACCACCCCGGCGCGACAAAGUCGUUCGACCCCGCCCGGAUGGGAAUCUUCGUCGGCGUCUGCUCCGACGACUACCGCGAGAACGUCUCGAUCGACAUCCAGCGGGGAUUCACCGACGGCACCUUUCGAGCCCAGAUCGCCAACCGCAUCUCAAAUUUCUACGGCUGGCAGGGGCCUUCGGUCACGCUCGACACCGCAUGCUCGUCGGCGCUGGUCGCCAUCGAGAGCGCCUGCUCCUACCUCGCCGCCGGCAAGUGCGACGCCGCUAUCGCCGGCGGUGUCAACGUCCUCACCCAGCCUCAGAUCUUCAUCGGUCUCGAUCGCGGCUUCUUCCUGAACAGCACGGGGCAGUGCAAGACAUUCGACGAGGGCGGCGACGGCUACAGUCGUGCCGACGCCGUAUCGUUCGUCAUGCUCAAGAGGAUGCAGGACGCUGUGGCUGAGGGGGACCGCAUUCUCGGCACCAUCUGCUCCGCGGCCACCAACCACAGCGGCGAGUCGCACUCCAUCACCCACCCGCACGCCCCGACGCAGCGCAGGCUGUACGAGGCCAACCUGCUGGCUGCCGGCCUUCGCCCCUGCCAGCUGGCCUAUCUCGAGUGUCACGGCACGGGAACCCAGGCCGGCGACGGACAGGAGAUGGCUGGCAUCCUCUCUAUCUUCGGCAAGGACAAGGAGAGGACGAGCCAGCUGAUUGUUGGCUCGGCGAAGGCCAAUGUCGGCCAUUCUGAAUCGGCCUCAGGCGCCACAUCGCUGGUCAAGACGCUCAUGUGCCUUGGAAAGCAGCAGGUGCCGCCGCACGUGGGCAUCAAGGGCGUCAUGAACAAGGGCUUCGGCGACCUUUCUCGCAUCAACAUCCCCAUCAACGGCGCAGAGAUGAGGCCUGCCGGCUGCGACGCUCGAUAUGCGAUGGUAAGCAACUUUAGCGCCGCAGGCGGCAAUACCAACAUGAUCAUCCGCGAGGGCCGUGCUCCAACUCGCCGCGCCAUCACUGGACUGGCCUACGAGGCUCUUCCCGACCUGAACCCCCGCAAGCACAUCUUUGCCAUCUCCGCCAAGAGCACCGCAUCUCUAUCCGCCCUGGUCGCCAGAUACCUCGCGCACAUUCGAAGCGGCGGGAUCGAUCUUGCGGAGCUCUGCUACAACUCGACCGGCAGGAGGCUUCACCAGACGCUUCGCGUCAGCGGCGUCGUCUCGAAUCUCGAAGACGUGAAGAAGCUGCUCGAGACGCAAAAGGUCGACGAAACCUCGCCGCCCGUCCGAGCUCCCGGCAGGCUCGCCUUCAUCUUCUCUGGUCAGGGCUCGCAGUACAUCAACAUGGCCCGCGAGCUUUUCGACUCGGUCCCGCACUUCCGCCGCUGCAUGCAGCGUUGCAGCCGCAUCCUGGCCGGCCUGGGCUACCCGGGCUUCCUCGACGCGAUCUACCCUGCCGCUGACGCCGCCGGAGAACCACUGGCACCCACCCCGUACGAGAACCAGGUCGGCAUCUUCGCCCUCGAGUACAGCCUCGCACAGCUGUGGCUGAGCUGGGGCCUGCAGCCCUGCGUCGUCGCAGGGCAUAGUCUAGGCGAAUACGCCAGCCUGUGUGUGGCCGGGGUGCUCUCGCUCCACGACACUCUAUACCUGGUCGCGACGCGGGCGACCAUGAUGGUCGAGCACUGCAAGGCAGACGUCUCUGGUAUGCUCGCAGUGCGCGAUACUCCGAUCAAGGUCGAAGAGGUGCUCGGUCAGGCCGAGAUCGAGCAUUGCGAUAUCGCGUGCCGCAACGGCCCACAAGACACCGUCGUGGCCGGCCCCCUCGAGUCGAUCGAGGCGGCGGCCAAGGCGCUCGAAACGGCCCACAUCAAGGCCUUCCGAGUCUCAGUGCCGUAUGCGUUCCACUCGACCGCCAUCGAGCCGCUAUUGGUCCCAUUCGCCGAGGCCGCCAAGAAGGUCAAGUUCAACGCACCCCAGAUCGCCGUCCUGUCCAACGUGCACGGCAGGGUCGUCCGACCUGGCGAGGACGACGUUUUCGGUCCGGACUACGUCCUGGCUCACGCCCGGCGAGUCGUUCGGUUUGGCGAGUCGAUCCAUGACUUCGCCUCGGCCGAGGAGAACAGGGAGGUCAAGCUGCAAUGGCUCGAGAUCGGACCUCAUCCGAUCUCGCUGCCGAUGAUCAAGGGCGUCCUGGCCGACAUAGGCCGGCCGGCCGAGCCCAGUGCGCUCGUACCGUCACUCAAGAAGGGAACCGACUCGUACUGCACACUGCUCUCGGCCGUGAACACCCUCUUUCAGCAGGGCUUCAACAUCCGUUGGCCCUCGUUCCACGUCAGCACCGCCACGGUGACGCGCACAAUCGAAAUGCCCGCCUACCCGUUCGAGGAAAAGAAGUUUUGGAAGCCCUUCCAGGACCGCGGCUUGCGCGACCAUCUCGUCAAGCCGCGGCCCGCCCUCGUUUCCCGCAUCCCUUCCCGUCAACGCAAACAAGGGCGACCCCCAAAGAGGUCCGGCGGCCAGAGCAGACCGUCGCAGCGCUUCCAGUCUAAGUACACUCUGCUCUCAGACGCCACUAUGACCGGCUCGCUCGCAACCGAUGAUCUGAGUUUCGUCAUCGAUGCCGCUCGCGAGCCAUCCGAGGCGCUCAUCAUGGGCCAUCUGAUCCGCGGAAAGGGUAUGAUGAGCGCAACUCUCAUCUCGGAACUCGCCCUCGAGGUAGGCUACUUUGCCUUCAAGCACGAGAGUCCGAACGAGCCCGAGCCGACCUUCCAGCUCCGCAACGUCAACAUGUUCGCCCCGUUCCUCAAGGAUGCCGGCGGAAGUGUCGGACUGCAGGUCAAGGUCCGCGGCACGCUCAGCAGCGCCGAGGGCCUCCACGUCGAGCUCUUCACCGCCAAGGACGCCAACCGCGCCGCCUCGCACCACGCCAGCUGCUACGUGCGCAUCGACGACGGCCAAGGCGAAAAGGAGUGGAAGGACAUCGGAGCCAUGAUCGAGGGCCGCAUCGAGAGCCUGCAAAAGAAUGCCGAGAGCUGUUUCCGCAAGGAGCUAGCCUACCAGCUCUUUGAGAACGUUGUCGAAUACACCGACGUCUACCGCGGCAUGGAUCAGAUCUACAUGACCGACACAGGCGACGAGGCGACUGCUGUCGUGGUGCGCUCCAUGCAGCCUACCGCUCGGUUUGUCUGCGACCCGGCGCUCCAAGACUCGUUCGGACAGCUCUCGGGCUUCAUCCCAAACGUCGGCAUCGUCGACGGCGACCACGUGGCGAUCGCCAAUGGCAUCAAGUCGAUCCACUUUAGCCAGGCUUUGAUCGACAUCAACGCCGACCCGGCGGCCAACGGACCGUACCUGACAUACUGCAGGAUGGUGGACGAGUCGCCGAACCACGAUGGCGUCUACGUCGGCGACAUUUACAUCACGGAUCCGCAGGGGCGCUACCUCGGCCUCUUCGGUGGAGUCCAGUUCAAGCGUGUCAAGAAGGGCAUCCUUGAUAGGCUCAUGUGCCUGGGCGGAUCGGCGAAAGCAGCAGCGUCGAGCAAGGUGCCCGCUGUCAAGGCUGUGUCAAAGCCUGCGUACAACCCUCAUUGUGAGCCCGCAAAGACGGUGUCUGAGCCGGCUGCAGUGGCGUCAAGACGGACUGGCACCGAUGGCGGCAGGAAUGGCGCAGCGCCGCUCCCUCAACCGCAACUGGUGCGCCUGUCGUCGUCGACUAUUAGGGGCAAAGCACCUCUCCUCCUGUUCCCGGACGGGUCCGGAUCGCCCUAUGCCUACCUCGAUCUCGCAGCCUGCCUGCCAACAACGAGCGAGACGCUGGCCUUUCAGUCGCCCUUCUUCGACAGUGCACAAGCUUGGACAGGACGACUGGACCAGCUCGUCUCGGUAUACGUCUCGUCCAUCUUGCAACAGUACCCGGAGCCCACCUCGCUGAUGCUGGGCGGGUGGAGCAUCGGCGGCUUGAUCGCGCUCAAAGUAGGCGCUUCGCUCUGCUUGCACGGCUACACUAUUCGGCAGAUCAGCCUCAUCGACUCACCGAUCCCGGACCCGGUGUUGCCGCUCAGCAGCGAGGCGCUCGAGAUAGUGGUGGGCAGGAUCCGCAAAUCUGUCGGUAUCGCUGGCGCCGCGGCGAACAAGAGGCAGGACAAGAUCGAACGGCACUUCCGCGACUGCGUGUCCAGACUCGCGGGCGAGGUUAUUGGUCCGGCCUUCCUCGACGGCGUCCCGGGCAUAGGCAAAAUUCUGCUCGUCGAUGCCACAAUCAAGGACGCUUUCCAGGAUGUCAUGUCCAACGAUGUGAUGCGGUGGCGGAAGGUCCUUGGCACCUUGGCCAGAAUUGAGAUCAAGAAGGUCAAGGCGGACCAUUCGACCGUCGUGCGCCAGCCCGCAGUCGAAGAGGUGGCGCGCUGUAUGUAG
Messenger RNA from Pseudozyma flocculosa PF-1, 5844 nucleotides. RefSeq lists its product as uncharacterized. Gene Ontology annotation, molecular function: 3-oxoacyl-[acyl-carrier-protein] synthase activity; fatty acid synthase activity. NCBI's taxonomy places the organism in Eukaryota, Fungi, Basidiomycota, Ustilaginomycetes, Ustilaginales, Ustilaginaceae. Bases 1 to 5844 code for a protein of 1947 amino acids. The transcript has 3 exons. Gene Ontology annotation, biological process: fatty acid biosynthetic process; secondary metabolite biosynthetic process. The record is from RefSeq and is a predicted model, not a curated record.